Molecule: messenger RNA, 1740 nt
Organism: Cheilinus undulatus (humphead wrasse)
Lineage: Eukaryota; Metazoa; Chordata; Actinopteri; Labriformes; Labridae
Product: leukotriene B4 receptor 1-like
Exons: 4
Coding region: 89-1237 (382 amino acids)
Biological process (GO): G protein-coupled receptor signaling pathway; immune response
Cellular component (GO): membrane
Molecular function (GO): leukotriene receptor activity
Source: RefSeq, a predicted model, not a curated record
CAACCGCCAGCCGGGUAAUUUUGACCUGAAGACAAUAUUUGACUUGAGCUGACUUUACUUGAACAACUCUUUAAAUAAAUGGUCUGACAUGUUCUCUCUUUUGCAGGUCACAAAAAUGGAAAGAAACAGCUUCUUACCCCAGACCGGCCAAAACGGCUCUGGAAUUCCCCCCGCUGCAGUCAAUGAGACCAUCGUGGAUAACCCGACAGGCACUGCUCUAGGCGCCCUCAUCCUGAGCAUCACCUUCCUCUUGGGCUUCCCCGGAAACCUCUUCAUCAUCUGGAGCAUCCUGGCGCGGGCCCGAAAACAGUCUGUCACCACCCUCCUCAUCCUCAACCUGGCUAUCGCAGACGGCUCCCUGAUGGCCCUCACCCCGUUCUUCAUCGUCUACCUUGUGUUGAAGAAGUGGGUGUUUGGGAAUGUGAUGUGUAAGGUCCUCUUCUACCUGUGUCUGGUCAACAUGUACGCCUCCAUCCAGCUCAUCACGCUGAUGAGCUUAUACCGACUGGUGGCGAUUCUUUGGCCCCAGCGAGUCACGAAACUCACCAGCAGGAAGACCGUGUUACGAGUGCUGGCGGUGGUGUGGGUGUUUGUGAUGAUCGCCUCAAUUCCUGCGAUGUACUUCAGAAGAGUGAAGAAAAAAGGGACGGUGUCAGUGUGUGAUUCGUUCCACGAUUACGACAGCCAUGUGGUCCUUCAGUACACACUGGAGCUGGUGUUAGGGUUUUUGAUUCCCUACACUGUCAUCGUAGUCAGCUACAUUCGCAUUUUACGGCGGAUACGAAGGAUCAAGUUUGGGCGCCGCGUUCGAAGUGAGAAGCUCAUCCUGGCCAUCGUAUUGACCUUCUGCCUCUUUUGGUUGCCAUACCACAUCAUCAACAUGGUGCAGGUUACAUGGGCUCUGUGUCCUGACGGUAACGCAAAAAUAAUAUUGGAUAAAAUAUGGCACCGGAGCCGUGCUGUCACUUCCUCCAUAGCCUUCAUCAGCAGCUGUGCCAACCCAGUGCUUUACUUCUUCGCAGGAAAAUCCUACAUCCGACGAGAAGGGCUGGCUUUCAUGGCCCGCCUGUUUGAGGGCACGGGGUUGGACUCAGCCUCCAGGAAGAUCCGACAGAACAGCCAGAACUGUAGUAAAGAGAAAGACAAAGACGCAGAAGCAGUUAUGCUAAAGGACAAAGACGGAGACUCUGCUACCAACUCAAGCUCAAAUGUGAAACCAGUGAGGAACGGGAAGUAGGAGUACAACACCACAGAUGGAUUUGGCUCCCCUGGAGGAGACAGCUGAAACACUCAGGCCUUCAAAUCUCCAAACAAAAACACUUAAUAAAUGUGAAAUACACUUUGGAGUUAGCCAAAGACAGAUGGUUCUCUUUCCAAGCGUCUGCAUUAAACUGAACCCUGCAAACUAGUGCUUCCUUGUGUUGUGCAACAACUCAUUAUUUUGUUUACUGGAUUGAAUAUGAGCCUUGGUUUGCUAUGAACAACUCCAUACGGAAAAACUAAAGAAUAUCAUCCAGGAUGCUGACUUUCCUCACUACUCCAUCCCUCAAAGAGAGGUGGUGCCUUGGCUUUAUACUGUACAUUGUCAUUGUAGAUACAUUUACAGUAAUUUUGUCUUUUUUAAUUUUUUUUUUAGUCAUUUUGUACAUGCAGUGUAUUUUUUUUUUGAUUAACGCCUGCUGGAUGCACUGAAAUAUGAAUAUGAAAACAAGCAGUAAAUGUUGCUUUACCUCAGAGACA